Pseudocercospora fijiensis CIRAD86 is the source of this 1464-nucleotide messenger RNA. RefSeq lists its product as uncharacterized. Gene Ontology annotation, molecular function: cobalt ion transmembrane transporter activity; magnesium ion transmembrane transporter activity; cobalt ion binding. The transcript has 3 exons. The record is from RefSeq and is a predicted model, not a curated record. NCBI's taxonomy places the organism in Eukaryota, Fungi, Ascomycota, Dothideomycetes, Mycosphaerellales, Mycosphaerellaceae. The annotation marks the transcript as partial.
UACUACUUGUCUGUGGGAGAUGUCGAUGUGCAGCGCUCUUUCCGUUGCAUGGACAAUCCAUCGAAUUUGGACGGCCUGAUGCAAGCGGUGCAGACGCACACCGCAAGAAGCUUCAUCGUCGACUUCUCUGACGAUACCGCUUGGGCAGCUUUCGAUCUAUCCGUCCAGAGCAUUGCGAGAUUGCUCGAAGCCCCUCGACCUUCAAGUAUUAGCAGCCGCUGGAUAAAUCUCUGGUAUCCAUUCGCGCAUGUGCCGGUGCUUGAAGAACUGGGCAAGCGAUACGACUUCUCGCCACGGCUCUUAGCUCUGAUCUGCUCCGAUCCAAAGCAGCCAGCAUACUCGCAAUCAAGGACGAUACUCUCCAAGCAGGUGAGAAAGAGAUCAUUAUGGGGUCGAAAGCUCGUCACCUUCGAAAUUAAAGAUCCGGAGGUGGAAAAGCUUGCCAAUGACGAGCUUUCUGAGCAUUCUUCCAUCACGAGCAAGGCCUCCAGUGUUCGCGGUAACCUGUACAAGAUCGCAUCAGACAUUUGGCAUUACUCUUCGGUGGACUUUGGACGAAACUAUGUGUGCUUAGGGUUCAACUCACUCUACGGCAACAAGACGGCGAACUCGAGUCACUCCGAUGCUGGAAGCUCGAUUAGUGAUCACCCAUUGCUUCCCCAAUGCACACGUGUGUGGACCUGGCUUUUGCUGUGUGAAGAUAACACGGUGAUCUCCAUCCACGAAGACCCUUUCCCAUACGCAAACGGGCACUUUACCUCCCUCCAACGCCGGAUCCUCACAGAGACAAGAAGGAAUCUAGUCAACGUCUUUCGAUCUUUAUCCACAGUGACAUCCGCGCCUCUUCUUGCACACAACCCUCUUACCCUGCUCCCGAUCCGCACACGCAUAGGCAGCACGCCCGAAGAAACCGCCCAUCGCGAAUCUGACGCCCCGGGGCUGCUCUUCUACUACCUGUUCGAAAACUGGCACAACUCCUAUACCCUCAUCGCCCGCAAGGAACAUUACGAGAGUUACAACAGGAUCAUAGAUCGUCUGAUUGAGCCUCAACCCGCGACUCUGGCCUCUCUACAAAACAGCCAGGUGGUCGGUAGCGAGGACUCUGCGUCCCUAAACACAAUACGCGCAGGCCCUGGGGGCAUCAUUAUUCGCGAGAAGGACAGCUUGUUGGGCGUGAGCCUUUCGUCGGCUGCAAGAGUUCGGUUCAAACGUCUACGAGACCUGAUCGAUCUGUACGCACUUUCUGAAGUCGAGGAAUACUUGAAGCAGAAGGAUUCUUUGAACUUUAGCCUCAUUGCUAUCAAACAAUCUCUGGAUGUCGACCGUUUGACGCGCAUCACUUUGCUUUUGACGAAAGCUACCAUUCUUUUCCUGCCGGUCAGCUUCAUGACCGGAUACUUUUCUGUGCCGUUGGAUGAUAUCAAGUACUCUGCGAGGACGUUUUGGAUUGCGUUUACUGUGAUU